Molecule: messenger RNA, 606 nt
Organism: Pseudozyma flocculosa PF-1
Lineage: Eukaryota; Fungi; Basidiomycota; Ustilaginomycetes; Ustilaginales; Ustilaginaceae
Exons: 2
Coding region: 1-606 (201 amino acids)
Source: RefSeq, a predicted model, not a curated record
AUGAGGUGGUACGGCCUCCUUUCUCGCUUCGCAGCGGCGAUGCUGUUCCUCGCUCUGCAGACGCAGGCUGUACAAAUCAGCAUCGACGGCUCGCGUCUGGCCGAGUACAUCCACGUCUUGAGCACGCUCUCCGAGUCGCACGCAGGUACGAUGCCGGCGUACCGUUUCGGAUCCUUGCCGGACGGAACUGCCUUUGUCAAGACCGCCGAGGGCGAGCGCGGAUUCCCGCCCGUCGUCUACCGCACCCUGCGGGAAUGGGAGCUGCGUUUCGAGGAUAUCUCGAAGCGUCGCGGCAUGGCCUCGCCGUCGACCGCCAGCGUCGAGCAGGCGGAGCAGGCGGGAUCUCACUUUGACGCCGUCGCCGAGCCCCAGCGUGGCGCUGCUCCGGCGCGAUCGGGACUGCCUCCCCGUUCCCGUCCCCGUUCCCGAGCCGGUGCGAGCGGGAGCGAAAGUGCACCCGCUCCGCCCGACCUGAUCUCGCCCAUGGACCCGCGUCAUCCCUGGAGAGGCAACUACGUCUCCCAGCCCACGGCGGCGCAGUAUGACCGCGAUGGCGAAGACCUGCUGCCCUACUUUGAGGAACAGGCGCGUGGUCGCAACUUCUAG